UCCCAGUAAUUGCGCUGCGCUGCUUCGUAAUGAAAGCGAUGUUUGACCCCGGCAUCAGCGGCGCGCCGUAAUUUUGCACAGCCACCGAACCGGCUCUCACUGUCUGUGCUUUGCACAGAAAUGAGUUGGACGUGCGCGGCAAGUCGCCGAAGGUCCGAGUGCGACACGCUGCAGGAGGACCACAUCUGCAUCGUCAUCCACAUCAAAUUACACUGUGUCUCUGCUGGCUCCCCCCAUUCAGGGCAAUUGCUUCAAAAGAAAUAAAAUAAAUGGCAGCAGCAUUUACAGCACAGGCUGAAAUGAAAUGCUAUGAAGAGAAUGAAGGAGAAAUUAUUAAAAUGUGCUUCAUUAUGUACCUGGCUUAUUAUCUCCCCUCUACAAUAGUCAAAAACAAUUAGACUCUAUGUUAUAAUAAUCAAACCACACAAACAAACUAUGUUUUCUAAUGUUCUACACAGCACAUCUGCCUAAGUAUUAGUUUAAAACUAAAUGAAUACAAAUGCAAACCAAAAAAAAACAACCACUGUAAAUAUUGUACAACUGAAACGUUAUUGGUACAAAAGGAGGCGGCUAAUGAGCAGGAAACGACAGGAAGUCACUCCUGGCGCACAUGAUCUGUUGGAGUAAAUAAGUCUGAGACUUUAUCUCAAUCUCUGUUAAUGUCUCUCUCUGGAGACUUGGGAGGGAUGUGAUGGUGUUUGAUGUGAGCUGCUAACACCCCAGAGCAGUGCGAAACCAAAGAUAAAGCCUUCCCUUACAGCACCGGCCUGACUUCAAAGGUACGCGCGCGCGCCGUCGACGCGCUCCAGUGUGUGUGCGUGAGCGCUCCCUCCCCGCAAAACAGCCGCCCUCUCGCCUCCCUGUCAGCUUUCACAGAUUGUGGAUGAUUGCGAAUCAGAGAGAGGCCUUUGCAGUGCAACCCCGUCCCAUGCUGCUCCCUCCUCUCAGGGGAUGGCCAAGGUCCAGGAUGGACACACAAACGGAUGUGACAGCUCUGCGAUGCUAGAGAGCCACGAUGGCAUGGACAGCGGCACCCUGAGUCCUGCCUCAGCGCGACAGGUCACCAUCCAGCGUCACCCGACCCAAGGCUUCGGCUUCAUUGCGGGCAGCCAGAGGCCCGUCAUCGUACGCUCCGUCUCUGCCGACGGCCCCUCCCUCGGCAAACUUCUCCCCGGAGACCAGAUCUUGGCCAUUAACGAGGAGACGGUGAGCGACGCGCCCCGGGAGAGAGUCAUAGACCUUGUAAGACGCUGCAAAGACACUAUAGUUCUCACUGUGCUGCAGCCCCAUCAGUCACCUAAGUCUGCCUUCAUAAGUGCAGCCAAAAAGGCCCGUCUGCGAACCAACCCGCCCAAAGUGCGCUUUUCAGAGCAAGUGUCCAUUAGUGACCCAGACUCAACAAUGCUCAAGGACGACUCCUUGCUACUCAUACCAAACGUGUUGAAGGUGUUCUUGGAGAAUGGACAGAUUAAGUCCUUCACAUUUGACAGCCGUACCACUGUUAGGGAUGUGAUCUCCUCCCUGCAGGACCGCCUCUCACUGCGCUACAUUGAGCACUUUGCCUUGGUGCUGGAGGCAGGUGGCCUGGACCACAAUCAGAAGCUGCAUCUGCUGCAGGACAACCAGCCGCUGACACACGUGGUGCACAGAACCUAUUUUCAAGGGAUGAAGUGUCUGUUCCGCAUCUGCUUCUUCCCCAAGGACCCAGCGGACCUUCUGAGAAGAGACCCCGCGGCAUUUGAGUACCUCUACAUACAGAGUCGCAAUGACGUCAUCAAGGAACGCUUCGGCAUGGACUGGAAGUCUGACAUCACGCUACGAUUGGCUGCGCUCCAUAUCUACAUCACUGUGUCCUCUGCACGACCCAAUCAGAAGAUCUCGCUCAAACAUGUCGAAAAAGAGUGGGGACUGGAGCCUUUCCUUCCACUCACUCUGCUUCCCACUGUGAAGGAGAAGAAUGUGUGUAAGAGCCUGUCUCAGUUGCUGAAGACCUACCAGCAUCCACCGCCAUCAGGCAACAAGGUGCCCCCUCUCCAAGGAAAGUUGCAGUACAUGCGUGUACUCAAUGACCUGCCACCGUUUGGAGGGAUACUGUUCCACACUGUUGGACUGGAUGAGAAACAAUCAGCGACCACGCUGCUGGUGGGUCCUCGCCAUGGCAUUAGCCAUGUAAUUGAUCUGAAAAACAACCUGACAACAGUUCUCGCGGAGUUCAGUAGGGUUGCCAAGAUCCAGCUGUACCGGGAGAGCCAAGGAGUGGCUCGGGUGGAAGUGUCAAUUCACGAGGCCAAGUCUCCUAAUUCCCCUCCCUCCCACCCUCUGCAGCCUCUGGUCCUACUCAUGGAAUGGCCCGAUGCCAGUAACUUUGCGUGCCUCAUCUCCGGUUACUAUAAGCUGUUUGUAGAUCCUAAGCGGACCAUCUAUUUCCGGACCCCUGGUCAGUCUCAGCUGACCAAGGCAGAUUACAGAAGCUCCCACCACGCCCACCCACGUUCUGGGGCAACUGGCUUGCCAAGUGGAGGUCGGCGGGGCGACGAAAGGGAAAGCUCACACAGAGAGCCGGGGGCUUCUCGGGCCCUAGUUCCAGCAGAGCCUCAGCAUCUAGGCCUGUGUCAUGUACACCUUCGAGAACAGCAACAAUUUCAAGAGCUACAAACUCACACCGAAGCUCAACUCGACAUCAAUGAGAAUUUUAUCUCCCAAGAGACAUCUGGUCGACCCCGCACAAAGUCAGAUCCGAUUCAGCAGAGUACAGAGGAAAUAGUCGUUUUAGAAAAUCCUGCAGUGGACAAUGCAGGAUUCAGGGUCCGAGCUCAAACGAUGGGGCAAUCCCAGAAAACCUCACGAUACUUCUGUGACUCAUGCAAAGCCAGGUUUAGGGCAGAGGGCCUGUCACCAGAUCUGCGCAGCAGUGGGAGCUCUGGGAAACACUGCUCUAGUGCUUGUGCUUCUCGAGAUGGAGGGGCUGUUGACCUAAUUGCCCUUCCACCCCCAGGGAAUGAAGAGGAUGAAGAGGAGGCAAGCGGUAGCGGAGAAAAGUUGCAGCCACCACCACCUGCUAUUGCAGCCCCACCACCUGGUUUUAGGGACAACAGUUCAGAUGAGGAUGAUUCAAAGAGAGGAAGGAAAGCACGAACUACUGUCAGUGCAGGGGUCACCACUGGGAAGCCAGCCCAAGCCAAGGAGGAUGUUCCUGUGACACUGAUUGAUAAUGUGGCCACAAGAACAGUCCGAGAUCAUGCCCAGGAGCUAGAUGACGCUCUGGUGUCAACCUUACAGGCUCUAGAGGCUUUGGCGGCUUCUGAGGACUACCCCCACCACCCUCAACAGCCAACACAGACUGCAGGGCUGAUUGUCUUAGCUGCCAUUACACCUGAGUCAUCACUGGACUCAGGCCACGAGACCAACUCCUCUGAACUGACAGAUGUUUCUGAGAUGGUAUCGGCCAUGAAGCAAAACCAGAACCAGGCCUACCUACUAGCUCACCAUAUCAACAAGGAACGUAUCCUGUGCCGACGGGACUUUCCCCUGGCUAUCCCCGGUUGCACUGCAAAAACCAUAGGAACCGGGGCAUUCUCUGUGGGACAGAUCCGUGCUGGCUGUCCUCCCAAGCAAGUAAUUCUCAGUAAGACUGUUCCCUUUAAAGUCAGUCCCAGUCAAGACUCAGCAAUACUAAGUGUUGUGACAGAGCAGGAGGUCAAUCAAGAUGCUAUUCAGACUGAACAGAAAACAGAAAUGAAAGCAAACUCUGAGUCCACCAAAGCAAACACCCCUGAUGCUCCUUUUAAGUUACCUGAAGAACUUAAAUUGACUGAUGCUUCAAUAAUAGCUCAAGUGAAUAAAGACCAGAAGAUGCCAAAUUCUUCUGAAGAGACAAUGUACCAAAACCUUUCUGAGGGUGUAAAGGGGAAGCUAGCAACACCUUGCAAUACAGAUACUAGCAACAAAGCCUUAUCAAUCAUCUUGCCUGUGGACAGAAUUGCCUCUGCUAAAAUUUCCCCAACUAAUAUGUGCCAAGAUGCCGAGACUGCCUCUAGUGAGACCAUUAAGCCUUCAAGCACUGCAGACCUUUUGCCAGUUGAUGACCUUUUCUGUACAUGCCCAGUGCAACAAGAACCUGGUUCUCAACUAAGAUUAAAAGACCCACAAGUUCAAAAGGUAGUGGUAUUUCAGUCCUCCUCUCCCACAGACGAUGAGCGUCUUCGGGCCAAAGGCCUCCAAUUGGCUAGCAGCAAAGAAAGUGCAGUAAGAGUAGGAGCAGAUCCAAGUUUGGCAAAACCUAGCCCUCAAAUGCAAACUAAGUAUUCCCCUCAUCUGCCUGUAAAGGUAGAGAGAAAAGAAACAACUGAAAGCAAACCAGAGAGCACCCAGGUCAAAUCACAACCUGACACACAGAAAUGUCAAAUAAAAUCUUUACCUAUUUUAGAUGACUUAACAAGUAGCACCUGUGUAGAUAAGGUCUCAACUCUCCCAAGUAGAGACUCAAAGAAACAAGGCAGUGGUAAGGGAAAAUCCCAACGCAGUGCCCAUUUCUUGAGCUUUAGAAAUCUCCUUUCAGCUACAUUCCCAGCAAGAAUGCGAAGAGAAACUGAUGAGCGAAGAGCUCAGCUGCAGAAGGUCCGCCAGUAUGAGCUAGAGUUCUUAGAGGAGCUGCUGAAACCCAAAUCAUCCCAGGGAGAAUUUAUCCCUCAAGGAUCCUCGCCCGUGCCCUCAGGUACCCCGUGUGCCUGCCAGCUUCGUACCAGUCCCGUCCUAAAGGCACCAGGUAUCUCCAGGGAGCAGAGACGGAGCUGUGACUGUAAACGAAUGUGCAGGGGCAUGAGGCUACCGGACACACCAGUUGGGUCUACAACAGAGACACAACACAGAGGCAGAGAUACGGUUUCUAAAGCCCAAGGUGCAACAAAGAGACCUCAGACCUUAGAGAUCAAGACCACACGAAUACGCUCUACCAGCCUUGAAUCAAGAGAACCAAGGGGGGAACAGGGCUCAUGUUUGCCCACCUGUACUUCUCGAGCAGAUUGCAUGGGAGCACCACAAUAUAAGAAGCUCCAGAGGCGAUACAGCAUUGGUGAACUGGAUAACAGCACUAGCACACCUGUAUAUGCUGAGGUGAAGCCCAAAGCCAAGAGUCUAGAAAAAGAAAUGGAGAGAGUGAGGGCCACAGGGCUGAGGCUUCCCACUCCAGUGGAGCCAGUCCACACUCAGUCUCACCAAACAGAGGGGAAGGGGAAGAAGGGCGUGUUUUUUAUUCAGGGAGAAGAGCUACUGCGUGAAAAUAAAGAAGGGCCUGGUGAAAUGCUGCUGACCCUGCCAAGUGAAGACAGCGAUGAUAAGGAUAAAUGCUGCUCAUUCUGUUUCUGCUACAGGAAAUGCGAGGCAGCGGAUGAAAGCAGCGAGAAAGAUGAGCUCUCAUAUUCCAUACCUCUUCAGGUCCUUCCAGGCAUGGAGCUGGACUCACAUAGCUUUCCUGUAGUAAGCAAGACACUCCAAGUUCUCAAUGCAGAGGAUUGCAGUGGGGAGGAAGAGGAGGUGGAGGAGGAAGAGCCACAGACACAGGAGAUUGACCUGAGGGCCUGUUGUACACUGGAGGGGAGCUUGGCACGGGUACAGGCUCUACAGGGGAAAACGUUUAGCCUACCUGAUGGUUUUCUAAAUGCCCAACUGGAUGCUAAUGAGUUACUAGCUAUCCUGCGUCAGUGUGCUAACAACCCACAAGCUGAAGGGGAGGCUCGUCUUCAGCCCUCACGGAUCACAGAGUACAAACAAGAGCUGGCGGUGCGCUUCAAAGAAUUCCGAGCGUCGUGUCGUCGAGUGGCAAGUGUCGAAAAAAGCCCAACGCGCAUGCUAGCUGUGGUCUCGGCUAGCUUCCAAGUGUUGUGUGAACUAACUCAGACGUUCAUUAAACUGGUCAGAGGGGUUCGUUCAGAAGCCCAAAGGCUACAGCUGUUAAAAAAGGUCGAGGAAGUAGCGAUCAACUACACUUUGCUUUUGCGCGCAGCGGAAGAAUCAAUGGGACACUCAAGCAGCUUGCCAACAAAGACGGAGAGUCCUCAAGUUUCCUCCAGCACCAAUAAUAUGAGCUCACUCACUCGUCCCAUCAAAACAACUCUGCCUGCUCAGUAAAAAUAAGUCUGAGAGAGAUGUAAUCGGAACAGUCCAAACUGUGGAUGGCUAAUCUAUCCAAACUCAUUUUUGAUUUAUUGUUUACAUUUUUUACAAAAUGUGCAAUGUAUCAUGCUCAAUAAAAAUUGCAAUGCAGCCUUUCCAUCCCACGUUUACAGGCCCUGAGGUAGGCUCAUGAAUCUUUGAACUGUACACCAAACUAAUGCACAAUGGAAUAAGAACCCAAUGACAGACUGGGCUAUACAGGGCUAACCACCUCAUAUCACAAUAUAAAUACCGCAUUAUAGCAGAAUAUUUUAUAUGUAAUAUAUAUUUGAGUUGUGUCUCCUUACCAAAUAAUUUUAAAGUUUUGUGAAGAAAAAGGUAAAGAAUAUAUUUGAAAUGAGUUAAGAGAACCAUAUACAUUAUAAGAAAUCAUAGAAAUAAAUGUACACUCUGGACAAAAAUAUUUCAGAGAACUCGUCAAGUAGCCACUUCUGUAAAUUGCGUAGUCAAAAACGUUGGUUGAUUAGAUGGUGAUGUGUUUGUCUGUUGAAACUUCUAACUGUUGUAAUGCAAAAUGGAGAUCUCUGUUGGCUAUGUUAACAAUGUCGCAUAAUGAUACAACAGUCAAACGAUGCAGCGAUGGGGAAUGAAAACCACAAAGAGGUCUGACACGCCUGACCGGCAGAAGCCCAUUCUCUCACUAUCACAGCGCAGGUCUGACACACGCCUGCUCAGGGCAGAUAAUGUAGCAGAGACCCAAGUCUUAUUCAUCGUAAUGGAAUUAGUGUUGCCACCUCACUCAGCCGCAGAGAAGGCUACUUCACACCGUCAUGAUCUAGAGCUCACUCACUGCAUCUCACUUGUUGUGAAUCAUAGUUUUGAAUAUAACCGUCCACUCUGCAAGUGAGUAAGCUUAUCACACUAGGAUUUUGCACAAUCUCUGAAGUCAGCGCUGAAGCUGAAAUAUAUCCUAUAUAAUGUUUGAGUCAGUGUUUUAUAUUCACUCUGCUGCUAUAAAACCUAAGUCAGCAGCACCGAUUUUACAUAAAUCAUCUCCUCAAUGUUAAAGCUUAUCUGUUUAAAAGAUCUUUUUAUUUAGGUUUACGGAUAUACUAUAAGCUAAUUUGCUUUCUAUGUGCUGUUAUAUAUUGUGCACUCUAGCAGAUAUAUAAGAAACACACAAAGUAGUUUUUUAUGUAUUUUAAUAAAACUAACACAUCUGUCCCCUG
Messenger RNA from Betta splendens (Siamese fighting fish), 7340 nucleotides. RefSeq names its product FERM and PDZ domain containing 3 (gene frmpd3). The record is from RefSeq and is a predicted model, not a curated record. NCBI's taxonomy places the organism in Eukaryota, Metazoa, Chordata, Actinopteri, Anabantiformes, Osphronemidae. Gene Ontology annotation, molecular function: protein binding. Bases 952 to 6126 code for a protein of 1724 amino acids. Gene Ontology annotation, cellular component: cytoskeleton. The transcript has 17 exons. Gene Ontology annotation, biological process: signal transduction.